Molecule: messenger RNA, 1212 nt
Organism: Schistocerca gregaria
Lineage: Eukaryota; Metazoa; Arthropoda; Insecta; Orthoptera; Acrididae
Gene: Poxm
Product: paired box protein Pax-1
Exons: 4
Coding region: 169-1212 (347 amino acids)
Biological process (GO): regulation of transcription by RNA polymerase II; anatomical structure development
Molecular function (GO): RNA polymerase II cis-regulatory region sequence-specific DNA binding; DNA-binding transcription factor activity, RNA polymerase II-specific
Source: RefSeq, a predicted model, not a curated record
UCCACGGACAGUGAGGAACGCGACGUGAGGCGACGCAACGUCGAGUGAGUCGCGCGUGCUGGCGUGCAGGCGGGGCGACGAAGGACGCGUGCAGAGCGUGGCGUAGCGUGCAGAGGCCGGCGGCCGCCGCUGGAUGCUGUCCGGGCCGCGACGCCCCCGCUCCUCGCCAUGGACUCGGGGGCGCAACGACAAAUGAAGGACGAGUGGCCGUCCCGAGUGGAGUCGGCGGUUCCCAUGGCGCCGCUCGCUCUCAGCCACGACCACUUUGAGUCGCAGUGCCAGCAGCAGUACGGGGAGGUGAACCAGCUGGGCGGCGUCUUCGUGAACGGGCGGCCGCUGCCCAACGCGGUGCGCAUGCGCAUCGUGGAGCUGGCGCAGCUGGGCAUCCGGCCGUGCGACAUCUCGCGCCAGCUGCGCGUCUCGCACGGCUGCGUCUCCAAGAUCCUGGCGCGCUACCACGAGACUGGCUCCAUCCUGCCCGGCGCCAUCGGCGGCAGCAAGCCGCGCGUCACCACGCCCAAGGUGGUGGCGUACAUCAAGGAGCUGAAGCAGAAGGACCCCGGCAUCUUCGCGUGGGAGAUCCGCGACCGGCUGCUCUCUGACGGCGUGUGCGACAAGUACAACGUGCCGUCGGUGAGCAGCAUCAGCCGCAUCCUGCGCAACAAGAUCGGCGCGCUCGUGCACCACCCGCACCACCACUCGCCGGCGUCGGCGGCGGCGGCGGCGGCGGCCGGCACGGCUGCGGGGGCGGCGGUGGUGGCGGCGGCGGCGGCGGCGGCGCACCACCCGCACCUGUACGGCUCCAUCUACCCGGCGGCCGCCUACCCCUACCAGCCGGCCGGGCCGGGGCCCGCGGCCAAGGUGGCCAGCGCGCCCGGGGCCUCCCCGCCGUCGGUGGCGGCGACGGCGGGCGGCGCGGUGGGGGGCGGCGCGGCGCCGCCCCCGGCCUGGCCCGUGUCCGUGUCGUCGCACUCGGUGUCGGACAUCCUGGCGCACCACCACGCGGCCGCCGCCGCCGCCGCGGCAGCCGCGGCCGCCGCCUUCCGCGCGCCGCCGCCCCCGCAGCACCCGGCGACGGCCGCCCCCGCGCCCGUGGCGGCGCCCGGCCCGGCGGACAACUACAGCAGCUACUACAUGUACCUGCAGGGCUGCGGCUCGCACCACGGGCUGGCGGCGGCGGCGGCCGCGGCGGGCCAGGCCACGUCGCUCUAG